Messenger RNA from Mauremys mutica (yellowpond turtle), 1975 nucleotides. Its product is annotated as lens fiber membrane intrinsic protein-like. The record is from RefSeq and is a predicted model, not a curated record. Bases 696 to 1280 code for a protein of 194 amino acids. NCBI's taxonomy places the organism in Eukaryota, Metazoa, Chordata, Testudines, Geoemydidae. Gene Ontology annotation, cellular component: plasma membrane. The transcript is spliced from 8 exons.
GCCCGGGGAUGACCAGCAGGAGGCGCCACAGGGCCGCUGUACAUCCCCCGUUUGGAGGAAAAGGGGACGUAUAUGGGUGGAAGGAGAGGGAGCGAGAGCCAGGAGCACUGGGCCUGGUGUGAGACCUCAGGCCUGAACCAUAAUCAGCAAAGUCAGGCCAUAUUUUAAAGCAGAUGCUUACAAGUUCGCUGUCUGAUACAUGACCUUGGUAAAAGUACUGCAAGCGUGGCUAAAACUCAGGCACUCCUGCGAAGCAACAGAUACCAGGUAUGUGGAUCAACGCCCUCCAGAAGAAUAGCCCCGGGACAUCAUGACCUAGCCAGAUAAGAGGAAUUGACAGAAGUGAUGGAUAGGGGUGUUUUGUCUGAGACACGAUACCAGGGGAAGUAACAAGCAGAUGUCAUGAAGCAUGUGAGAUGGUAGACAAUGGAGCAAAGAAGAGCAUGUGGGGGCGACUCUAUAAAAGCCCCGUCCCCCGCAGCACCCUGCGCUCUCGCUGCCUCCAGCGGAUCCCCAGGCACACAAUAUACAGCCGCAGCAAAAGCAGGAGCUGAUCCACUGAGUGACUUGUCAGCCCUCAUUAGCCAUGGCCUCUCCCGCCGGCCAGCACUGAAGGAGGCCCCAUCUCCUCUUGUCCUGGUGCAGGAGAAAGACACCCCCCAGCCCCGCCCCGCAGGACCCGCGAGCUGCCAGCCAUGUACACCUUGAUGGGAGGCGGGCUAUUGUGUGCGGUCUCAGGCCUGGUCCUUCUCAUCGUUGCCACGGCGACCGACUUCUGGAUGCAGUAUCGCUACUCGGAGAACUUGAGCAACCAGGGGCUCUGGAGGUUUUGCGUGAGCGGCAAGUGCCACCCCCACACCGUCAGCAUUGGAGCGACUCUCCGGGUCGUAUCUAGGAUGCAGCUCAUGCAAAAUGCAGCCACUCACAUCCUGCCAGCCUUCUGGGACGCCACCCGGGCAUUCAUGCUGCUCUCCAUCCUCUCCUGCUUCGCGGGCAUCAUCCUGGGCCUCACCGCCUUCUCCAGCAACGCCAGGGCAUCCCGCACCCGCUCCGCCGGCAUCACCCUGCUGAUCGCUGGUCUCUUGGCAUUGCUGGGGCUGGCGGUGUACACUGGCGUGACGGUGAAUUUCUUCGGUAAGCGCUACGCUAACUGGCGCUUCUCCUGGUCCUACAUCCUGGGCUGGAUCGCUGUCAUCCUCACCCUCUCGGCAGGCAUUUUCCACAUCUGCGCUGUCUCCAAGAGGCCGUCCCCGGAGAGCUCCAAUGUGGCGAGCGGCUGAGCGGGCACCACACCCGCCUGGAUGCACGGUCCUGACAGCUCCCCACCCUCACCCCCUGCCCUUGCUCUGACGGCUCCCCGCCCUCCAGUGACAUGCACCUGGUCCCGGCCAAUCCCUGCCCUCCAGUGACAUGCACCUGGUCCCGGCCAAUCCCUGCCCUCCAGUGACACCCGCUGGGCCCCAGCAAAUCCCACUCUCCAGUGCCACCUGCCAGGCCCCGGCCAAUCCCUGCCCUCCAGUGAUACCCGCCAGACCCCGGCCAAUCCCUGCCCUCCACUGCCACCCAUUAGGCCCCAGGCCAGUCCCUGCCCUCCAGUGAUACCCGCCAGGCCCCAGCCAAUCCCUGCCCUCCAGUGAUACCCGCCAGGCCCCGGCCAAUCCCUGCCCUCCAAUGCCACCUGCUAGGCCCCAGGCCAAUCUUCACCCUCUAGUGACACCUGUCUGGUCCUGGCCAAUCCCCGCCCUCCAGUGACAUUCCCUGGCCCCAGCCAAUCCCCGCCCUCCAGUGACACCUGCCUGGCCCUGGCCAAUCCCCGCCCUCCAGUGACACCCGCCAGGCCCUGGCCAGUCCCCACCCUCCAGUGCCACCCAACAUGGCGUCCUCUGCCCUGUCCCAGCCCUCUCCCCUUGGCCAGGCGUGGUGCCCAGUGCUGGCCUUGACCCUGAUGUGCCAGUGAUCUGAAUGUGCCAAUAAA